Molecule: messenger RNA, 1554 nt
Organism: Oryza brachyantha (malo sina)
Lineage: Eukaryota; Viridiplantae; Streptophyta; Magnoliopsida; Poales; Poaceae
Product: aspartyl protease 25-like
Exons: 1
Coding region: 32-1378 (448 amino acids)
Biological process (GO): proteolysis
Molecular function (GO): aspartic-type endopeptidase activity
Source: RefSeq, a predicted model, not a curated record
UCCAUUUCUCACCGUCACACAAGAAGCAGCCAUGUCUUUCCGUGCACUACCACUUCUCCUUGUCUUCUCGUCGACGUUCUACACCGCUGCAACGGCAGUGAGCAGCUCAACGCUGCUACUGGCACGUUCUCGCUCGGCGACGCCCAAUGCCGGGGCACCGCUCAGCGCAUGGGCCGCCUCCGUCGCAGCCCAGUCGGCGGCGGACACGGCGCGCGUCGCCAGCAUGCUCACGCCGGCGCCGGCGCCGGCGCCUGUGGGCAAAGGCAAACCGGCGAAGCCACCCAAGAACAAGGGCAAUUCACCCGUGCCGAUCGCGCCGGGCCGGAAGAUCCUCAGCAUCCCCAACUACGUCGCCCGUGCGGGCCUCGGCACGCCGGCGCAGACGCUCCUCGUGGCCAUCGACCCCAGCAACGACGCGGCGUGGGUGCCGUGCAGCGCCUGCGCGGGCUGCGUCUCGUCGCCGUCCUUCUCCCCGACGCAGUCGUCCACGUACCGCACCGUGCCCUGCGGCUCGCCGCAGUGCGCGCAGGUGCCCAGCCCUUCCUGCCCCGCCGGCGUCGGCUCGUCGUGCGGGUUCAACCUCACCUACGCGUCGUCCACGUUCCAGGCCGUGCUCGGGCAGGACUCGCUGGCCCUCGAGAACAACGUCGUCGUGUCGUACACCUUCGGGUGCCUCCGUGUCGUCACCGGCAACUCUGUGCCGCCGCAGGGGCUCAUCGGCUUCGGCCGCGGGCCGCUCUCCUUCUUGUCGCAGACCAAGGGCACGUACGGUUCGGUGUUCUCCUACUGCCUUCCUAACUACAGGUCGUCCAACUUCUCCGGCACUCUCAAGCUCGGCCCCGUCGGGCAACCGAAGAAGAUCAAGACGACGCCAUUGCUCUACAACCCUCACCGUCCUUCCCUCUACUACGUCAACAUGGUCGGGAUCCGCGUCGGCAGCAAGGUCGUGCCGGUCCCGCAAUCUGCUCUCGCGUUCAACCCGGUUACGGGCAGCGGCACCAUCAUCGACGCCGGGACGAUGUUCACGCGGCUGGCCGCCCCGGUGUACGCCGCCGUGCGCGACGCGUUCCGGAGCAGGGUGCGCACGCCGGUGGCGGCGCCGCUCGGAGGGUUCGACACCUGCUACAACGUGAGCGUCUCGGUGCCCACCGUCACGUUCAUGUUCGCCGGGGCGGUCACCGUGACGCUGCCGGAGGAGAACGUGAUGAUCCACAGCUCGUCGGGCGGCAUCGCGUGCCUGGCAAUGGCCGCGGCGCCCUCGGACGGCGUGAACGCGGCGCUCAACGUGCUGGCUAGCAUGCAGCAGCAGAACCAACGUGUGCUGUUCGACGUCGCCAAUGGCCGCGUCGGCUUCUCGCGCGAGCUUUGCACGGCCUGAUCACUUCGCGAACUGCUCAAUUGUAUUGUACGUACUGGUUUGCGGCUUUACCAUUCAUGAGUUCAUGCAUGGUAGAAUUUACCUAUCUUUAUUGUUAAGCCACUGAAUUGAUAAUUAAGGAUUGUAAUCGGUGAGUCCGUGUCAGUUGAACUAAUUAUGCUUAGAAUUGGAUUGAU